AUUCGCAAACCGCAGUAAGGCUAGGUCAGGGAAGAAGCUAUGGGAGGAUGCACUUCUUGAUGCGCAAAAGGUCAUCGAACUCAAACCUUCGUCUCAUGUUGGAUACCAGGUGAAGCAUGCAGCGCUUUACGGUGCACAACGCUAUGAUGAAGCUAUUACGGCUUUCCAAAUGAUGCUCGCCAGAUUGGAUAGUGCUCAUGACAUGCAAAUACGAGCUCUCCGUGAGCAAUAUGUCAGUCCCUCCGAAGGAGAAGAUGUCAUUCGAAAGGUCAUCGACGUUCAACUUGGUACCGCGCCACUCCGUCUACUCAACACCGCCACUGGACUCUUAUGUGACCGAGAAGCACAGAUAAGCACCUUCAAAACCAGCGCAGAAUACAACGAGCUUCUGUUUUCAUUGACUAUGAAGCAUACACACAUCCGAAUGGAGCGCAUCACAGAAGUGGUAGCGGCAUACUUCCGUUGUGUCAUGCUGUCACAUAGGUGGGAAGGGACGGAGCCUUUGCUGCACGACAUCAAGGACAAGGUCGUGUACGAGAUAAAGGAAGCUGGCGGUCUUGUGAAGUUGCAGUCAUUCUGCAACAUUGCCCAUGAGGCAAAGUAUCACUGGGCGUGGAUGGAUUCGUGUUGCAUAGACCAGACGAACAACGUCGAGCUCCAAUCAUCACUUGACUCUAUGUUUGCUUGGUAUCAUGAUUCAGCGCUCACGGCUGUCUACCUUUCUGAUGUUCCGCCUUCAUCCACGUCUGGAGCACUGGCAAAGAGCGCUUGGAACACUCGAGGAUGGACCGUCCCAGAAUUCCUGGCUCCUAAAACCAUUCGAUUCUACCAACAGGAUUGGUCUCCAUAUCUUGACGACCACUCCCUCAACCACAAAGAAUCUGUUGAGAUCAUGCACGAAUUGGAGGGUGCAACGGGCAUAGAUGCACGCACCCUCGUUUCUUUCCAACCGGGAAUGAGAGAUGCCCGAGAGAAACUCCAAUGGGCGUCUGCGCGCGUCACCACUAGGCCAGAAGAUAUUGCAUACUCAUUAUUUGGCAUUUUCGGCGUCCGACUUCCUAUUCAUUAUGGGGAGAAUAAGCAAAAUGCGCUCGGGCGGCUUCCUGCAGGAGAUUGUGGCUCAGUCAGGCGACAUCACCGCCCUCGACUGGGUCGGACAACCAUCCUACGUUCAACAGUUGUCUUCCGGCUAACAUUUCGUCAUACGCAGCUCCGCCAUGCGCCCUCCCAUCUUUGUCUGAAGAUGAAAUUCAGAUAG
Messenger RNA from Suillus paluster, 1258 nucleotides. RefSeq lists its product as uncharacterized. The record is from RefSeq and is a predicted model, not a curated record. Bases 170 to 1258 code for a protein of 362 amino acids. The transcript is spliced from 3 exons. Lineage: Eukaryota; Fungi; Basidiomycota; Agaricomycetes; Boletales; Suillaceae.